Closterium sp. NIES-67 is the source of this 1402-nucleotide messenger RNA. NCBI's taxonomy places the organism in Eukaryota, Viridiplantae, Streptophyta, Zygnematophyceae, Desmidiales, Closteriaceae. The record is from the annotation of a GenBank genome assembly.
AAUCCGGGAGGGUCGGCGGCGGCGGCGUUUUUCCCUCAGGGCAUGCGCGUGCUGGUGGUGGACGACGACCCGCUGUGCCUCAUGAUCCUCGAGCGCAUGCUCCGCCGCUGCAACUACCAAGUGACGACGUGCAACAAGGCGACGACGGCGCUGGCGCUGCUGCGCGAGGGGCGUGAGGCGUACGACCUGGUGAUCAGCGACGUGUACAUGCCCGACAUGGACGGCUUCAAGCUGCUCGAACGCAUCGGCCUCGAGAUGGACCUCCCGGUCAUCAUGAUGAGUGCCAACGGCGAGACAAGUGUGGUGAUGAAGGGCAUAACGCACGGCGCCGUGGACUACCUCUUAAAGCCCGUGCGCAUUGAGGAGCUCCGCAACAUCUGGCAGCACGUCGUGCGCCGCCGCUCUCACCACCACGCCAAGGCAAGUACUACUGCCAGGCAUGCGUGAGUAUGGUCUGGAACAUGGGGCAGGAACAUGCUUAGGUUGCUGCUAUUCAUUCGCUCUCCUCGCACCCUUGCUGCUCCCCCCAGUCCCCCCCUUAUGAAGGAACUAGCUUUGAGGAGAAAAAGAUAGAUUGGGUAGGGAGCCAAGAGACUCUUUUGUACAAACAAGGAGCAAGGAAGAGAUGGAGGGGAAGGUCUCCCAUUGGCCGUAAUGUAGACCAAUGGGAGAGGUAGCUUGGAGGACAAGCAACCACAAAGUGUGGUGCUUGGUGAUUGGUUGGGUCGUGGGACCAAGGACCAUUUGGUUGGAAUAGUGCCAACCAAAUGUCUAGGACCAAAUCCAAUCUUGACCAACCCAAAUGUGGGGUUAGUCAACCCAACCAACAACCCCCCAAUAAAUAUAAUGACUACACCUCCUAAUUUAGGCAUGCAUGUUGUAAACAUAUAUAUUUUACAACACAACCCCCCAACAUGCAUAAGACUAGAUGUCGUGAAUCAAGAGGCAGACGAGGGAACAGGGGGAGCGAAUAGUGCUGCAACUCCCCAAGAUCCUUACACUUGAGCCGGAUUCCAAGCCCACGCUUGACGCGCUCGAGCUCGGCAGAGUCGGCAGUGAUGAGGAUCAUAUCGUCGACGUAGACGAGGAUGUAGAAAGGGGAGGGGGAGCUGCCAGACAGAGUCGGAAGGAAAGGGGAGGUGGAAGCCUGCAGGGCGCUCCAUGUAAAUGAGCUCGCGCAAGAUGCCCUAGAAAAAUGCGUUGGAGACGUCCAUGGAGUGAAUCUCCAUGUUGAGGCGAGCGGCGAGGUCAAGCACUGCGCGGAUGGUAGCGGGCUUGGCGGUGGGAGAGAAAGUGUCGAAGAAGUCGUCAGCGUGGCGCUGGGUCAAGCCCUUGGCGACGUAGUGGGCCUUGUAGACCGGCGGCUCGCCAGGCAGCUGCUUCACCCGAAACACCCACUUCC